AAUAACUUUCCCAAAAAACAAUCUUUAUUCUUAUAUCGCCCUUCCAAUCCGUUCGCUUGCUUUCUAGCUGUCGUCUACUUUCGCUUUUGCAAGUAUGAAGAACGUUGCGACCCUUGCAGCCUUCGCUGCUGGGGCUAAUGCCCUUGUUGGCCGGAGCGACUCUUGCUGCUUUCACCUGACAGCUUCUGGUGAUGCUUCUGGCACCAUUGGCCAGCUGGGUGAUGGUCAGAACCGCAUUGGUGGUGGACUGCCCGCCACCCAGUUCUGCAUUGACUCCAAUGGUGGCAUCACUGAUAGCAGCGGACGCGGUUGUGUCGUGACUAGCGAUACCACGCAGUUCCAGUGUGACUUGGGUAAAUCUCCUAUGUCGGGUUUCUCCAUCACCUCCUCUGGUGAGCUGGAGUACAACGGUGACGCCGAUUUUGUUGCCUGCCAAACUGGCGACAACAACGAACUGAACCUUUACACCACCGAGAACUCCUCCGUCACUGGCUGCGAGAACAUCAAGUUGACAGCUGAUUCCUGCGCGGGCUCUGGUGCUGGUUCUGUUGGUUCUAGCUCUGCUCCGGCUUCGACCCCCGCGCCUCAGUCCAGCACGCCGGCUCCUGCUCCUUCCUCCAGCGCUCCAGGUGUCCCUGGCGCUGGUGCGUCGACUGGUUGGGUUCCCGGUGGUCCUGCCUCCAGUGCUUCCGUGCCCUACGGUCCUGGUCCCCAGUCUAGCGGCGCCGUGCAAGUGACGACCGUCUAUGUGACUGAAACCUACUGUGGUGCUGAGACUACUCCUGUGGUUUCUGUUCCUGGGGAGAGUACUGUUCCGCUGGUUCCCGUUGGACCCGGGUCUUCUGCUCCCGCUGGUUCCCAGCCGGCCCCGUCCGGAUCCCCUGCUCCUCAGCCAUCCGAGACUCCAUCCUACCCUCAGUCGUCCGAAAGCCCUGCUCCUCAGCCUUCGGAAACUCCUUCGUACCCCCAGUCCUCGGAGACCCCGGUCCCCCAGCCUUCUGAGACUCCCGCUCCUCAGCCCUCUGGCUCUCCUGCUCCUCAGCCAUCCGGGUCUCCGGCCCCCCAGCCAUCUGAAUCGCCCGCUCCGCAGCCGUCCUCCUACCCCCAGACCUCUGGAACUCCUGCUCAGCCGUCUGGUACUCCAUCUUACCCUCAGACCUCCGCGUCUCCCAGCAGCGCUCAGCCUUCUGGCACGGCUACCCAGUCGUCCUCUGCCAGCUGCCCCACCGAUCUCUCUGGCGACUAUGAGUACCCUCACUUGAUCGUCCCCAUCAACUCUUCUACCCCCGACACCGCCUACGGUACUCAGUACUUCGGCACCGUCUCCUCCACCGUCUCGACCAUCUUCAACUUCGAUAUCCCGUCUUCGGACUCUGGAAAGACCUGCAGUCUGAUCUUCCUGUUCCCCACCAAGGAUCAGCUUGAGACCUCUGACUACACCUUCAGCGGAGACGGCAAGAUUGACUUCUCCCAGCUCGAGUCUGCUGCCAGUGAGUCGACGACCUACAACAACGCUCCUGGGGUCAAGCAGGACUACGGCGACUUCACCGUCUCACCUGGCAACUCCUACCUGAUCUCCACGUUCUCCUGCCCGGCUGGCCAGACUGUCAGCUACGAGAUGAAGGAGGCUGGUAGCACCUACCUCAACUUCUUUGAGGACUACAACCCCUCUCCUCUCGGUCUGUACAUCACGGUCUGCUAAGCUCGUCAGACAUAGCGAUCGCAUCCGGCAUCACGCGAACAUGAUUAAUGGACCCGUUAUGUUUUCUAUUUAUUGAUUUUUAUUCCCUUUAGUUUUAAGACAUGACCAUUCCUUCUUUUGAUACUUAACCGGGCGCCGGAUACGGUCUCUGACCGGAGAAAAUACUGAUAUUGGAAAUACAAAAAUUGGCUAUAUCAAGGAUAUUUUUCAGCUAGUAGCGGUGUAUUAUAAGCUAUAGCUCUCGGGUCUAAUUACAUUAAUCAAUUGUGCCUAUCAGACAUUUGAUACGAACA
Aspergillus welwitschiae is the source of this 1995-nucleotide messenger RNA. RefSeq names its product putative GPI anchored cell wall protein. The transcript is spliced from 3 exons. The coding region runs from base 95 to 1702 and encodes 535 amino acids. The record is from RefSeq and is a predicted model, not a curated record. NCBI's taxonomy places the organism in Eukaryota, Fungi, Ascomycota, Eurotiomycetes, Eurotiales, Aspergillaceae.